GUCUCAUUGGCCGCGCCCAGAGGCGGCCCUGUCAACCCAACCAUGUCCAUUCUUUCCGCCUUACUAAAUCUCUCCCCCAAGCUGAUCCCGACCCGUCACCUCUACACUACUCACACAACUCCUCCAACGAGAGAGACUCUUCUUUUUCCAUCCUCUCCGUCUGGUGUCGACCUCGCCCCGAAAGGUCAUUCUUCACCAUCGACUCCCUUCCUUUUCCUCUUCUUCCAUCCUCUUCGCCACCGCUUAUUCUCCCCCUCCCACAGCCUUGGCUGGGUAGGAAUUGGUCUAUUCUCCUUCCUUCCAGUCUCCCAUCAUAUUCCCCAUCGCCGCGCAUCGCAGAAGGGGGAAAAAAAAAAGUACCAUCCUCGUUCGCGAUACUUCCCGGCGCAUCAUCCAUCGCCCUUCGAUAUAUCCUCCGACCGUCCUUUCGACGACCGACCGCCCGCUCUUCCAUGUCUCUCUCUAUUUAAUCUCGUACUUGUUCCCUCUGACCUCAACGCACGCGUCAGACGCGCCCCCUUUGUCCGGCACCACACACAGUCGCGUGCCUUACCCUUGACCUAAACCUAUCUCCUCGUAUCCACAGCCGCCGUCAUGUCGAACUUCGGAGGGUUCGGCAGCGGUAACGGCUUCGGCAGCAACACCAACAAUACCCCUAACAACACCUUUGGCAGCUUCGGGGCCAACAACACCGCGAGUAACCCAGGUACGUAUUGCCUCCUUUCGUUAGCGCAUCUCGAGUCCUCC
Molecule: messenger RNA, 747 nt
Organism: Durotheca rogersii
Lineage: Eukaryota; Fungi; Ascomycota; Sordariomycetes; Xylariales; Xylariaceae
Exons: 1
Coding region: 43-564 (173 amino acids)
Source: RefSeq, a predicted model, not a curated record